AUGCCCUCGCCGCCCGCCUCGCCUCCCUCGCCGCGCUCCCCGACCUCCGCGCCCACCUCGCCUCUUUCCCGCUCCCUGCUCCGCCGCUCGCGCGCCUCCGCGCUCGAAGCCUUCGGUUCCCUCCCGGCCGCCCCGCGCCGGCCUGCGGAGGCGUACAACGUCGUCAUCGAACUACACGCGCGGGACGGCGAACAUGACGCCGCCGUCGAGGCGUUCCGCCGCAUGGUCCGCGAGGGCGCGCUCCCGAAUGCACACACCUACACCGUCGUCAUCGCCCAACUCGCCUCCGCGGGGUUCGUGGACCAGGCGCUCGAGGUGUUCCGCAUCCUGCCGUCGCUGCGCGUGCGGCGGACCACCCGGCAGUACAACGUCCUCGCCGAGGCGCUUGCGUCGGCAGGUAGGUUCGACCAGCUUCGGUGGCUCGUCCGCGAGAUGGCGGCCGUGGACGGCGUCAUGCCCGGGCCGCAGAUGCGCGCUGCCAUCGCCGCCAUGCGGGAGGCUGGCCACAUCGAUGGCACGGAGGACUUCGUCGAGGAGCUUUCACCCAACGCAAGGAUCGGGUACGCCGUGGACGACGUCGAGGGCGAGGGAGACAGCGAGGCGGAGGAUGACGAGGAAGGCGACGACAAGGACAGAAGCAACGGAGAAAAGCAGACACUGAAGCCAUGGCUGGACCCGCGCGAGCUCGCCAGGGCGUUGGACAGCUGGGACUCACGGGAGGUGGCCGAGCUCGAGGGCGCCGGGCUCGUCUGGACACCGCGGCUGGUAUGCAAGCUCCUGCGCGCAUUCAAUAAGGCCGAGACUGCGUGGGAGUUCUUCUGCUGGGUGGCGUGCCGCCCCGGCGGGUUCGCGCACGACCGCCACACCGUGGCGAGGAUGGUGGCCAUCCUCGCCCGCACUGGCCACGUCGAGCUCGUGGAGCGCCUGCUCGCCAAGGUGCGCGCCGACGGCAUCCUCCUACCGCUCGCCACCGUGCGGCUCGUCAUUGACUUCUACGGCUCUCCAAGAAGACCGACGCGGCGGUGA
Messenger RNA from Miscanthus lutarioriparius, 1026 nucleotides. The record is from the annotation of a GenBank genome assembly. NCBI's taxonomy places the organism in Eukaryota, Viridiplantae, Streptophyta, Magnoliopsida, Poales, Poaceae.